Macrosteles quadrilineatus (aster leafhopper) is the source of this 3052-nucleotide messenger RNA. It is a transcript of the gene Aasdh, whose product is annotated as beta-alanine-activating enzyme. The transcript has 12 exons. The record is from RefSeq and is a predicted model, not a curated record. Gene Ontology annotation, molecular function: protein binding. NCBI's taxonomy places the organism in Eukaryota, Metazoa, Arthropoda, Insecta, Hemiptera, Cicadellidae. Bases 45 to 2936 code for a protein of 963 amino acids. Gene Ontology annotation, biological process: amino acid activation for nonribosomal peptide biosynthetic process.
AAUUUUGUUAUUAUCUGAUUACAUUGGAGUGUUCCAAAAUUGUAAUGCUUUUUACAAAUUUAUUUCAAACAAGUUUGGUCAGAUACUUAGAUAAAGUUUUCAUGUUUUAUGUUGAAGAUGAAAAUCUUUGUUACAAAAAUUAUAAAGAUUUAGAAGUUGAAGUUAAGUUAAUUGGCGAUUAUUUAGAUAAAACUAAAGUGACUACAAUACAUACUGGUUAUGUAGGAAUAUGUGUUAAGCAGAAUUUAUGUUUGCCAACUCUUAUUUUAGGGUGUCUACAGAAUGAGAGACCAAUAGUGUAUAUUGAUGUUGAAAACCAAACGGAUUUCAAUAAACGUCUCAUAGAAAAUUUGCAUAUAACAAAUUUAUUUUUAGAUGAACAAAGUGAAAAGUUGAAGUAUGUCUUAAAAUCACCUCAUGUAGUUGCACAGUUUUCCAUAUGGAAUAUGAAAAUACAGCUGUGGGAAACUGGUGAAAUUUUCUACAGGACAAUGGACAUUCCUGUAAUGAUGUAUGCUGUACAAACGUCAGGGUCAACAGGAAAACCUAAAACAGUACAAGUUACUGAGAAAUCUAUUCUUCCAAAUAUCUUAGAUCUUAAAAGUCUUUGGAAUGUAACGGAGAAUGAUGUGAUCCUGCUGGCAUCCCCGCCAUCUUUUGACCCGUUCAUGGUAGAUCUGUUGCUGGCUGUGGUAUCAGGAGCUGCUCUCCUACUUGUCAGCCCUGAGGUGCGAUUGUCCCCCCACUAUCUGCUCGAAACAGUUUUUCCCGUCCAUUCUCCCGCACUUGUGACAAUUGCUCAACUCACACCUUCUAUCUUCACUCGAUGGAGCGUGGAACAGAUUAGAACUCGGAUCUUGUCGGAAGACAGCAAUUUGAGGGUUCUUGCAUUAGGUGGAGACAAGUUUCCACCAGGGUCGUGGUGGCUGCAGUGUCGUGCGGACGGUAACCGUACACAGUUGUACAACCUGUACGGCACCACGGAGGUGUCGUGUUGGGCCAUGAUGGGGUCUGGGACGGACGGCUCGCUGGGCUCACCUUUGACAGACACUGAGCUGAGGGUCGUGGACAGCGAGGGACGAACUAUCACUGACGGUACUGGAGAGAUGUACAUUGGCAGCAAAACUAGGAUCUGCAUGGUAGAAGGUGAUAUUUGGGACCAGAUGACAUCUCCUGUUUUUAGACCAACUGGAGACUUGGUUACUGUGAAGAACAACAGAUAUGAUUACAUAGGACGUAAAGAUAAUUUAGUGAAGAGGUGGGGUCAUCGGGUCAGUCUGGAUGAUGUAGAAGCAGUCGCAUCAGAACACACAGACGUGGCCGCAGUCUGCUGCGUUCUGUGCAAGGACAUCCUGGCUCUGUAUAUAUGCCUGCGGAAAGGCACAUCUGCUGUACACACGGUCAAAGACAGUUUGAAGCAAAUUCUGUUGAAGCGUCUAAACAAAGCAUCAGUUCCAGACGUUAUUCUAUUGGUUGAUGAGUUACCACUCAAUAGACAUGGUAAAAUAAACAAAAAUAAAUUAAAGAUGAUGCUGCCUGAACUGAAAGAUGAUGAAGCGAAAUAUGAAAACUCAAUUGAUCUUUUUAAACAUCUAUGGAAAAAAUAUACUUGCCAAGAUGUGACAGAAGACUCUGGAUUUCUCAGUAUUGGAGGGAACUCUGUAACGGCAAUGUUGAUAGUAAACAGCAUGGCUCUACGGGGCUUUGACCUAUCAAUGACGGUAUUAACAGAAAUGUUAAACAACGGAACUUUGUCUGACAGCUGUAGGCUGAUUGAAUCCUACAGUGGAAGUCAAUCAUUAAGAGUAACGCAAAGCCAUUCUGAACCAGAUGGGAAUGUGUUUAAAAAGAAAAAAAUAGAUAACACAAAUGAUGUUAUGUUUUUCAAAAUGAAAGGCUCUACGAAUAAUUUAUCAGAGAUGGUUGAAAGUAACGUACUGAAUAUUGCUUGGUCGUACAAUUUGGGGAAAUGUGUGGAUGCUUCGCCAACCUGUCUUGUAUUUAGAGAUGGUUCGAGGUUGGCAGUAGUGGGGUCUCACUCUGGAAGGUUGGCAGCACUAAGUCUAGAGAAAGGAGAGUUGUUGUGGGAAAUUCAGUUACCUGACAGAAUAGAGUCAUCUGUCGUCCCCUCUCACUGCGGGAGGCAAGGGCUAAUAGGUUGCUACGAUGGGAAUGUGUACAGCAUAAGUUUAACAUGUGGUACUAUCCUAUGGAGCUUUAAAACAGCUGCGAUGGUUAAAGGGACGGCUGUGGCAACGGACAAAUCUUAUAUCAUAGGCUCCUAUGACUACCAUGUCUACUGUCUGACCACAGAUGGCAGACUAAACUGGAAGCAGAAGAUGGAUGGAAUCGUGUUGGCAACACCUGUGUACCUGCCGCAACAUAGUUUCGUCAUAGUGGCUAGCCUGACUGGACAGUUGGCAGGUCUAGAUGGUAGCAAUGGAGAGUUUAAAUGGACCAUCUGUCUCGCCUCGCCUGUAUUUUCCACUCCAUGUAUUGCUAAAGACUUGGUUGUGGUCGCUGAAGUGGAAGGAAUCCUUCAUGGAAUACAAGCACUCAGUGGCAACAAGGUUUGGCAGUACUUCAUAGGUAACAAGAUCUUCUCAUCUCUCAUAACUGUUGAGGAUUCAGUGUUGUUUGGUUGCCACGACAGCAGUGUCCGUCGUGUACGUGUGAGCAGCCCCAGUGAGAUGUGGCGUCAUCCUACUGACUCUCCUGUGUACGCUACCCCCACCCUACUCUCCCCCCAACACCUGGUUGUUGCCUCUACCUCAGGUGUUGUUAGUGUGCUAGAUAUAACCAAUGGGUCAGAACUAUGUUCCUCUGUGUUACCCAAAGAAGUAUUCUCCUCGCCGGUGGCUUGUGGUGGUUACGUCGUCACCGGUUGCAGGGACGAUAAUGUUUACUGUUUUUUAGUUGGAAAUAAAAUUUUGUAAAUACAAGUGUGUUAAUGUGAAAGCCUUACACUGUAAACACUUUUACUCCUUCCUACAGAAAACUUUGUUGUAAUCUAUAAUAUAAUUGGUCCUGAGAUACUGUAAUCAAUUAUGAG